GGCGUGCGCGUGCGCGAAUCAAGCGCGGGCUUUUCUGUAGCGGCGCUAUGGGCGAGGCCUACACGCCGGUGGAGGCUGGGCUCGGGACCGAGGAGAGCUUCCUCUCGCUGGCAGACAUCCUCAUGUCGCAAGAGAGGCUGCCGUGCCGCGCAGAGAUCAAACUGCCUCGCCUCGGCACCGUCUUGGGUAAAGCGGCCACUGCCGCCUCCGCCUCAGACAACGCGCUCCCUGAGGGCUCAAAGCUGGAAAUCCCCCUCUGGCUUGCCAAAGGCUUAUAUGACAACAAACGGAGGAUCCUUUCUGUGGAAUUGCCAAAGAUUUACAAGGAGAGUUGGCGGACGGUGUUAAGUGCAGAUGCCAAUGUGGUUGACCUGCAUAAAUUGGGGCCGUACUACUAUGGAUUUGGCUCCCAGCUGCUGAAUUUUGACAGUCCUGAAAAUACUGAACUAGCUCAGACUAUAUUGCAGGCAUUUAUUGGCCGAUUCCGUCGCAUCAUGGACUCUUCCCAGAAUGCGUUCAAUGAGGACACGUCUGUGCUGGUGGCCCGUCUGGAUGAGUUGGAACGAUCCUUAUUUCAAGCAGGCCAGAAAGGACUUAAUGACUUCCAGUGCUGGGAAAAGGGUCAGGCCUCCCAGAUCACAGCAUCCAGCCUAAUCCAGAAUUACAAGAAGAGGAAAUUUUCUGACUUGGAGAGCUGAGUGCAUGAAGGGCACAGUUGACACUUCCGUGGCAAGAGACAAAA
Molecule: messenger RNA, 742 nt
Organism: Lacerta agilis (Sand lizard)
Lineage: Eukaryota; Metazoa; Chordata; Lepidosauria; Squamata; Lacertidae
Gene: GINS3
Product: GINS complex subunit 3
Exons: 3
Coding region: 48-698 (216 amino acids)
Biological process (GO): mitotic DNA replication initiation
Cellular component (GO): GINS complex
Source: RefSeq, a predicted model, not a curated record